Lynx canadensis (Canada lynx) is the source of this 410-nucleotide messenger RNA. RefSeq names its product pyroglutamylated RFamide peptide (gene QRFP). Gene Ontology annotation, molecular function: orexigenic neuropeptide QRFP receptor binding. The transcript has a single exon. The record is from RefSeq and is a predicted model, not a curated record. The coding region runs from base 1 to 396 and encodes 131 amino acids. Lineage: Eukaryota; Metazoa; Chordata; Mammalia; Carnivora; Felidae.
AUGAUAAGCCCUUACUGCCUGCUCCUCCUGCCGCUGGGCGCCUGCUUUCCUCUGCUGGGCACAGAAGAGGCCGCCGCGGGUGGCGUCAGAGGCGAAAUGGGCUGGGCCCACCUGCCCGGGGGACACCGAGUCUCCCUCCCACGGGGCUCCCCCCGGCGGCCGAGAGCUCCGCACCCACUGGGCCCGCCUGUCACGGCCAAGGAGCUGCAGACGUCCGGCAGGCAGCGUGCUGGCUUCAGGGUCCGGUCUGGGAGGCAGGAUGACGGCGGCGAGGCGACCGGCUUCCUCCUGGCGGAUGGCGACAAGGCUAGCGGCCCGUUGGGGACCCUGGCUGAGGAGCUCAGCGGUUACAGCAGGAAGAAAGGCGGCUUCAGCUUCCGCUUCGGCCGGCGGUGAAGGGGCUUCUCGGU